UUGCCAGGAGCCUCGGGGGACCAGCAUGAGCUCAAGGGUCUGCAUACUAAGAGCCCUCCUCUUCCUCAUGGAUGUUGGAGGAGCUCAAGUGUUGGCAACAGGCAAGCCUGCUGGGGCUGAAAUCGAUUUCAAAUAUGCCCUCAUUGGGACUGCUUUGGGCAUCGCCAUCUCUGCAGUUUUCCUGGCCCUGAAGAUCUGUAUGAUCCGGAAGCACUUGUCUGACAAUGACUCUUCAGACCAGAGGAGCGUCCCCCUAGGCUUCAGUGACCCCAUGGUGCGGAAGAAGAUGGCCUCACGAGAAGCCCAGGUGAUUGAGCUGUGAGCAGCCAGCUGCAUCAGAAGAGGUUCAGCUGUCUAGGAAACCAACUACCCACAGUUAUAGCCAUAGAGUGCUUUGGAUUUCAACACGCAAGACUGCUGACGGACCUUCACGUGGAUUCAGCAUGGAGCAAAUAUGAGAGUCGGCAGCUCGUGCAUCUGCCCGGAGGGAAAAUGUCAGUCCUCUUCUGCAAGAACUUCUGUACAGAAGGAGCCUGCCAGUUAGCAGGAGGGAAAGGGGAGACCAUGAUCCAUAUUUGCCUGGCUGGAGUCACCAUGUGAGAGCUGUCUUUGUUACUUCCACGGCAUUGUGGCCAUAUUAGCCAAGUCCACCUGCAGCUAGUGCUUGCAGAAUGGCAACGAAACCUCAGCACUGCUGUCUUACAACAAAACAGUUUGGCAUUUCUGCCCUCACAUCCUCGGCUGCCGGAAGAAUCUCACAGUAAAGAAACGUGGUGAGGGUGUCGGUGGGGGGUGGACAGCGCCCGUGCUAUCAAUGGAAGGCUGACUUUCGGAGGGGGACACGGUGGCCUUGGUUGAAUGAGAGAG
Jaculus jaculus (lesser Egyptian jerboa) is the source of this 867-nucleotide messenger RNA. It is a transcript of the gene Tmem273, whose product is annotated as transmembrane protein 273. NCBI's taxonomy places the organism in Eukaryota, Metazoa, Chordata, Mammalia, Rodentia, Dipodidae. Bases 26 to 322 code for a protein of 98 amino acids. The transcript is spliced from 5 exons. The record is from RefSeq and is a predicted model, not a curated record.